AUGGCUGCGACUUCGAGCAGGCCUCCGAAGAAGAAAGCCGAUGCAGUGACUUCCACGGCAUCGCAAGAAGCUGCAGAAGCUGCGAGAGGGAGCGCAGGGAAGCUUGCGGAGCAGACUCGAGUCCGCUUGGUUGGCCUGGAAGCCUUCGUGGAUCUCAACGGCCAGCUGGGAACGCUGCUUUCCUUCGAUUCCUCCCGAGGUAGAUGGCAGGUGCGGCUCGACUCUGGGCAGGUGAAGAAUGUGCGGGCGAACAAUCUCGUGAACAUCGCCCAGACUGGCGCACCAGAGGAGAAGCCAGCAAAGGGCGUCAAGCGCGCAGCGGAGGCUCCCUGCUUGAAGCCCCAAGCCACCCCCUUGCGAUCGAAGAGCAAGGCAGCCGUGAAGGUUCUGGAAGCUGCCCCAAAAGCGUUGGUGCAAAGGUCCACCAUCCCAAGACCGAACAGGCCGGCGUUGGGCUCAGACGACUGCAAAGCUUGUCAUGUUCAUGAGGUUGUGCAGUCGACGCCCGUCAGAGUGAAUGAGCCGGGUCCAGAGAAUGACCUUGACCUCGACGCUCUGUCGGCCAGGCUUGACAGUGUUGAGGGCUUGGAAAAAGCUAUUCAGGCCCAUCUCUUCGGAGUGGAGGAGCGAAGCAGAACAAGCUUGGAUAACAAAGUGCAGGAGAUCAUGAGGCUCCUCGAAGAAAUACUGGAGACCGUGAAGUCCAAGACUGCUGCAGAUUUGCAGACCUUGGGAUGCUUGGCUGACUUGGGGAAGCACUUUACCUGGCCCAUUCCAGGCCCCUCCCAAGGCUUCGAAGCGGUGAAGCCGCCAGAGAUCUCCCCGCGGUUUGCGGAACUGCCAUCGCUCCCCUUUGGAAAGUCCGCCGAGUUAGAAGAGGACCCUUGCGUGGAAGAGCCGCGCAAAGAGGAGUCGACGGUCCUGCAAGGCAACACCAACUGGAAAGAAUUUCAAUUGAACCAGGCUUCCAGCAUGGACAAGGUCCUUUCGGUAUCCGUUGGCAAGAAGAUCUACCGAAGGCACUUGUUCAAGCGAGUUAUGUGGUCCUGCUUAGAGGAUGAGAGCUCAUCAAGAAUGGCUUGGUAUUAUGGCUACUGCAUGGACGCUUUCAUCGUGUUCUCCGUUCUCUUGCCCCUCUUUGAAUCUUCUCAAAUUGGCGAGGCAGAUAUGGUUCCGAUGAUGGCUCCCAUGUCGGUCAUCAAUCUGGGAUUUGACGUCAUCUUUCUGAUUGACUUGUGCUUCCGCUUCCUAGCAUGGCCAACCAUGUCGCACUUCCUCUGCAACGCGUACAAUGUGAUCGACAUGUUUGUGCUCCCCUCCUUGGGUAUUCGCGUGGCCCUGGGCGUGAACAUCAGCCCCACCUCACACGUGAUGUGGAGCACGUUGCUUCUUUGUUUUUUCCCGGUCUUAAGGCUCCUGAAGCUUCUGCGGCGAUUUCAGACCUUCCAAGUUCUCCUGAGUGCAUGGUGGGCUGUCUUCGAAGCACUGCCCAUGUUGAUCUUUGUGCUCGCCAUCAUUGCGCUUACCUUUGCUGCAGUCCUCUUUUCUGUUGAGCCUCGGUCCAACAUCGCUGACUGGGGAAGCGCUCUUUGGCUGACUGUGGUGUCCAUGACUGGGCUGGGUUAUGGUGACCUGUCGCCUUGCACACCCGAAGGGAAAGUCUGCGUUUCGAUUCUCAUCAUCACCAGCCUUCUGUACCUUUCCAUUCCAUUCGGAAUUUUGGGCAGUGCCUUCACACUUGCAUGGAGUCAGCGUGAUGCAGUCAUGGCUGUUCGCAAGUUGCGCAAACACCUCGCCAAUCACGGCUUCACAUCGGAAGACAUGCGGAAGCUGCUGCAGCACUUUGACUUGGACCACGACGCAGAGAUUUCGCUUGUGGAGUUUCGCACAAUGAUCAACCAUGUGAUGAUAGGAUUCACAAACGAAGAGGCCAGCGAUUUGUUCGAAAGUCUAGAUUUCCAGCAGCGCGGGCUCAUUCGCGCUGCUUCGUUCCUCACGAUCGUGUUUCCCCGUGAGUUUGAAGAGUGCAAGCAAACCUACGUGCCAGCCCUCAGAAAGAAGCACAGGAGGCUCUUCGUAGCUCUGACGUCUCGGAAUUCCGGUAAGAAGCAAGAAGAGCAGGAAGAGGACGAGGACGCACCGCUCUUCUCCGAUGUCGAGGAGUUGGAGGGUGAAGAGGAGGAGUCCGCCUCCUUCCUCUUGCACCCAGACAGUCCCGUGGAGAGACUCCUCGUGGACCAUGCCACUGGAACUGGCAAGACUCUCAUCAUGCUCCGAAUGCUGGACAAUUACUUCGAUGACCCGCGCCCGAAGGUAGCCAUCUUCCCGAAGCAUGCCGUUUGCGACAACUUCUAUCAGGAGCUGCUGAAGUGGCCGACGCGAUGGCGCCAUUUCUUCUGCUUCCUGAAGCCGGCGGAGGCAUCGCUGGCUAGUGGGGCCAAAGACUGGCGCCGCAAGAAGUUCGAUGUUUGGGAUAUCAACAACGACAAGUCUCGUGCAGAGGCCAAGACACGGGGUGUGCGCCUGGAGAAAAUCAUCCGGGAGCUCACCGACAGUAUUCAGGAGGCCUUGGAGAUGAGACAUGCCAUUCGCGGGGGCAAGGUGACCUCCAGGUUUGCGCGAGGCUUCCUGGAGGAGCACCCUGACGCGCCAAUGCCCAAAGCGCCGCUGCGUGCGUUCAGGUACACCACAGCGGGUGGAGGUGCCUCUGCGCUGGACAGGGAUGGCUGGCCCAAGAGCCCCAUCCUCAAGGUGGGUUUCGAUCCGACGGAGUUGAACCCCUACUCUGGCAAGGUGAUCAUCAUGGACGAGUGCCACAACCUUGUGCGGCCUAACCAAAUGUUCGAGGAGCAGAUCGGCCACCUUCGCCAUCUGCUGCAUUCGGCAACGCGGACCGUCUUGGCCGGGUUCACCGGCACGCCGGUUGGGAACGAGGCAGCCGAAGGCCAGAAGUUGCUGGACGUCAUCAAGGGCCAGGGCGCAGAAUCCCAGAGCAAUGAGGGCUUUCUGUCCUGCUUCCACGCCCGCGCCAGUGACGACUUCCCGCGAGAGGUGCCAGUUCGGGGAAUACCCGACGGCGUGCUUCACGACGACAUGCUCCAGGACCUCACCAAGAAGCACUCAUUGCAUGGUGAGGCCUUGAAGCGCUACCUCCUGAAGGAAGUGGAGUUCAAGGUGACGCCGCGCUUACUGCAUCUCUCCGAGGAGCAACGCCUGGCUCGGCUCGCGAGUUACUGCAACCUUCACAUCUUCCAUGGUGCUUACUUUGGAGCAAAGAGAACAAGCCUGUUGGCCAACGUGAAGGAUCAUGCACCGAAGUUCUACGGCGUGGCAAAGACCAUAGCCAGGGCCAAGGAGAAGGCAGUCAUCAUGCUGUCGCGACAGUCUGGCUACAAGGUCCUGCUGGAGAUUCUCCGAAAAACGGGGCGAAAGCACGGAUUCAAAGUGGCCACCCUCCAGGAGUUGAGUGAUUUCAACGAUGCACGCCGAAACCUGCGUGGCGAGCGCUUCCGUGUCCUCGUGGCCGAAACCUCUCAGGCGGGCGAGGGCAUCCAGUUCAAGCAUGUGCGGCGGCUGCAUCUGGUUGAGGUGCCGGCGAGGCACUCCGACCUGGUGCAGCGCGCCUCGCGCUGUGUCCGCAUGGGUGGCCAUGAGGGGCUGCCCCCAGAGGAGAGGGAACUCGCCAUCGAGGUUCAUCUCGUGCAGCUGCCGAGCUUUCUCAAGAAGGGGCCAAGCUCUUUCAUCUACCGGGAGCUACUCAAUGCGCGAGAGGUCAUGUCCAUUCCCGGGGCGAAGUUGGAGGCUGCCACAAGUGCAUGCGCCCGACAGCUCAAGAAGCACAGUGUGAAGACCCUGGCGGACUUUCGCCGAGUGCUUCAGGGCGACGAAGGAAAGAAGCUGAUCGAGCUGCUGACAGAGACGGUGCUCGAGAUCGUCGGCAGAACCAACUCUGCGCCUGCUCGGCCGCUGGCCGUGUCCAUGUGGCAGCUUCGAAAGCGGGAUGACGACUUGGUGUCGUUGGAAAGAAAUCUGCUGAAGAAGGCCACGGUGAAAGCAGCGGACGAUUUGUUGCUGGACCGGCUUCUGGACAAGAGCGUGGAGCUGCUGGAGCCGCUUGAGGCCAUGCGCCUGACAGCUGUAGACCGAUCCCUCCUCGCCGCCCUUGGGGACCCGCCGAAGGCGCCACCUCCAAGGGCACGCUCAGCCACAGAGCAGGCUGUGGAAGCCGAGGAGGAUGAAGACGAAGACGACGAGAAGCAGGAUGUCGAAGAGGAUGAGCAAGACAUGCUGGCAGAGGGCCUUGACGUUGAGGAGUCGGAGGGGCCGGCAUGA
Molecule: messenger RNA, 4332 nt
Organism: Symbiodinium sp. CCMP2592
Lineage: Eukaryota; Dinophyceae; Suessiales; Symbiodiniaceae
Source: the annotation of a GenBank genome assembly